Molecule: messenger RNA, 979 nt
Organism: Zea mays
Lineage: Eukaryota; Viridiplantae; Streptophyta; Magnoliopsida; Poales; Poaceae
Exons: 1
Coding region: 254-655 (133 amino acids)
Source: RefSeq, a predicted model, not a curated record
UAGCCGCCCCGGUGGAGGCCAAGACCAUAUAAACACGUCAAGGUAGCUAGCCAGCCCAAAGCGGAGAAGCACCACACCGCAUAGCUCCGCCGCUUCGCAAGCUAGCAAGAACAUCUCGAUCGAUCGAUCGAUCGAGCGAGCGACUCUAAUUAACUUGCUUCCGAUUCGACCUUUGGUCCUCGGGCUAGCUAGCAUCUCUGAUCGCGCCUCGCAAGUCGCAAGCAAGUCGGUAUAUACGUGGGCAGUGGGCAGCAUGGAGGUGGAGCCGGAGGCGGUCAGCUGCGAGUGCUGCGGCCUGGAGGAGGAGUGCACGGGCGACUACAUCGUCGGCGUGCGGGCCUACUUCGGGGGCAGGUGGCUGUGCGGCCUGUGCUCGGAGGCCGCCAAGUACGAGGCCGGCAAGGAGUGCGCCCGCCGCGGAGCCGGAGCCUCAGCCGCGGCGGCGCCGCCCGACGUGGAGGAGGCCGUGCGCGCGCACAUGGCCAUCUGCCGCACGCUCAAGGGCGGCGGCGGGCCCGCGGGCCGCGUCGCCGAGGGCAUGCGCCAGAUGCUGCGCACCGCGUCCUGGAAGAAGGCCGCGUCGUCGUCUGCCGCGUCGCCGAGGGGACCCGCGGCCGGUCACCACCGCGCCUCGCCGGUGUCCGUCGGGCCCUGAUACGGUUCGGUGGUCGCGCUGCGGGCGGGCCGGGGCCGGGGCCGGGGCCGAGGCGCGUGCAGCAGCCCUGGCUUCGCUCGCGGUCCUUUCGUCUCGUCGACGGCUUGCUACGCGCCCUCUAGGACGGCACCGGCUGGCCGGUACGUACCGGCAUUCUUGCCUACUAGCUAGAUCGCCGUGUGGGUCUUCGCAGCUUGUAUGUAACUUUUUGUUUUUGAUCCAUUCCAGUGUAUAUGUAUAUCGGACCAAUCAAAAGCCUUUGAUAUGAUGGCUUAGUUUGAUUAAUCGAGGAAUCAAAAAGCCUUUAUGCAUCGGAUUCGGAUA